AUGGAGACCUGCCGGGCUACACUCCUGGCCAUGGCUCUGGCCGCCUUGCUGGCCCCCGGGGCCGGGAGCCCCGUCCGGGGGAAGGCCACCAGGCACAAGCUGCUCCUGGUGUCCUUCGAUGGCUUCCGCUGGGACUACGACCAGGAUGUGGACACCCCCAACCUGGACGCCAUGACCCAGGAUGGGGUGAAGGCGCGCUACAUGACCCCUGCCUUCGUCACCAUGACCAGCCCCUGCCACUUCACGCUGGUCACCGGCAAGUACAUUGAGAACCACGGGGUGGUCCACAACAUGUUCUACAACACCACGUCCAAGGUGAAGCUGCCCUACCACGCCACGCUGGCCAUCGAGAGGUGGUGGGACAACGGCAGUGUGCCCAUCUGGAUCACUGCCCAGAGGCAGGGCCUGAAGAGUGGCUCCUUCUUCUACCCCGGAGGGAAUGUCACCUACCAGGGCAUGGCGGUGACGCAGAGCCGGAAGGAGGGCAUCUUCCACAACUACUCCAAGGAGCAGGAGUGGAGGGCCAACAUCGACACAGUAAUGCGCUGGUUCACCCAGGACGGCCUGGACCUGGUCACGCUCUACUUCGGGGAGCCGGACUCCACUGGCCACAAGUUCGGGCCCGAGUCCGAGGAGAGGAGGAGCAUGGUGAGGCAGGUGGACAGGACCGUGGGCUACCUGCGCCAGCGCGUCCAGGAGAGCGGCCUGGCCGGCAACCUCAACCUGGUCAUCACCUCGGACCACGGCAUGACCACCGUCCACAAGGAGGCCGGCGACCUGGUGGAGUUCCACCAGUUCGCCAACUUCUCCUUCAAGGACAUCGAGUUCGAGCUGCUGGACUAUGGACCCAACGGGAUGCUGCUGCCCAAGGAGGGCCAGCUGGACGCGGUGUACAGAGCCCUCAAGGACGCGCACCCCCGGCUCCACGUCUACAAGAAGGAGGAGUUCCCCCCGGCCUUCCACUACGCCAACAACACCCGCAUCACACCGCUGCUCAUGUACAGCGACCCCGGCUACGUCAUCCACGGGAGACUGAACGUCCAGUUCAACAGAGGGGAGCAUGGCUUUGACAACGGGCACCAGGACAUGAAGACCAUCUUCCGGGCAGUGGGGCCCAGCUUCUGGGCUGGCCUGGAGGUGGGGCCGUUCGAGAGCGUGCAUGUGUACGAGCUCCUGUGCCGACUGCUAGGCAUCCAGCCUGAGCCCAACGACGGGCGCUUGGCCACCCUCCUGCCCCUGCUCCGCCCGGACCAACACUGCCCAGAUGCUGCUCCCCGCACGAGUGGCCGGCUGCCCUUGGUGAUGGCACUGACCACGGUGGUGGCUCUUCUGGUCAAGCUUGUGUGACAAGGACCGAGCACAAGGUUGUCGGGGGAGAGUGGUCCCUGGAGAAGGACAUCACGUUGGGUGAAGGAGAGGGGCAGUGGAACAGAGGACGGCUCCAGCACCCCAGGGCCGGGCGGCGCUUCCUUCUGUCGUGUGCAGGGUCGCUGUGGGUCAGAACCCACCCGGUGGCACCUGACACCAGCAACAGCAACAACAACGGGACAAUAAAUCUGA
Molecule: messenger RNA, 1560 nt
Organism: Echinops telfairi (small Madagascar hedgehog)
Lineage: Eukaryota; Metazoa; Chordata; Mammalia; Afrosoricida; Tenrecidae
Gene: ENPP7
Product: ectonucleotide pyrophosphatase/phosphodiesterase 7
Exons: 6
Coding region: 1-1347 (448 amino acids)
Source: RefSeq, a predicted model, not a curated record